Messenger RNA from Emericellopsis cladophorae, 3222 nucleotides. RefSeq names its product putative zinc protease-like protein. NCBI's taxonomy places the organism in Eukaryota, Fungi, Ascomycota, Sordariomycetes, Hypocreales, Bionectriaceae. The record is from RefSeq and is a predicted model, not a curated record. Gene Ontology annotation, biological process: peptide catabolic process. Gene Ontology annotation, cellular component: cytosol; mitochondrion. Bases 1 to 3222 code for a protein of 1073 amino acids. The transcript is spliced from 3 exons. Gene Ontology annotation, molecular function: metalloendopeptidase activity; metal ion binding.
AUGCCCCCGUCAGAAUUCCUAGCCUCGGCCAAUGCGCCUUGUCACCACCCCCCGGCGACGCUGCUGACCGACACCUUGGAGAAGCCGUCGUUAGAUAAUCGCGAUUAUCGUGUAGUUCGCCUAGACAAUGAGCUUGAGGCUCUGCUCGUUCAUGACCCUGAGACGGAUAAAGCCAGUGCUGCCCUGGAUGUCCAUGUUGGCAAUUUCAGCGACGAGGAGGCCAUGCCUGGCAUGGCUCACGCUGUCGAGCACCUUCUCUUCAUGGGCACCAAGAAAUUUCCCGUGGAAAAUGAGUACGGCUCAUAUCUUGCCGCCAACUCUGGUCACUCCAACGCUUACACCGCCUCCACAUCUACCAACUACUACUUUGAGGUAGCGGCAAAGCCCUCAGACGACCAAGAUCCAACAGAAGAGAAUCCUUCACCUCUCAAAGGAGCUCUUGAUCGCUUCUCGCAGUUCUUCAUCGAGCCCCUCUUCCUGGAAGGAACGCUAGACAGAGAACUCCGGGCUGUUGACUCUGAAAACAAGAAGAACCUUCAGAGCGACACAUGGAGGCUACAUCAGCUUGAAAAGUCUCUCUCGAACCCCAAUCAUCCCUACUGUCACUUCUCUACGGGCAACUUUGAAAUUCUCAAGACACUGCCCGAAGCACAGGGUAUCAAUGUCCGCGACAAGUUCAUCGAAUUCCACAGCAAGCACUACUCUGCCAACCAGAUGAAGCUGGUCAUCUUGGGUCGCGAGCCACUGGAUGUCCUGCAGAAAUGGACAGAGGAGUACUUCUCCGAUGUUGUCAACAAGAAACUGCCGCAGCACAGGUGGGAGACUGAGGUGCCUUUCCGGGAGUCGGAUCUCGCAACGCAGACCUUUGCAAAGCCUGUGAUGAACUCGCGCGAGCUGAGCCUCACCUUUCCCUUCAUUGAUGAAGAGCACCUCUACGAGUCUCAACCCAGUCGGUACAUAAGCCAUCUGAUUGGCCAUGAGGGUCCUGGCAGCGUCAUGGCGUACAUCAAGAGCAAGGGAUGGGCAGAGGGUCUCUCCGCCGGUGCCUACCCCAUCUGUCCUGGCACUCCUGGUCUCUUUGAUGUCUCCAUCAGGCUGACUGAGGAGGGUCUCAAGAAGUAUACGGAAAUCAUCAAGGUGCUGUUCCAAUACGUCUCCAUGCUGCGAGAGUCACCACCAGAACCGUGGAUCCAUGAGGAGCAAAAGGGUAUGGCAGAUGUCGACUUCAAGUUCAAGCAAAAGACGCCCGCCAGCAAGUUCACGAGUCGGACCAGCUCCAUCAUGCAGAAGCCGAUUCCCCGCGAGUGGCUCCUGAGUGGCCACGGUCGUCUGCGUGUCUUUGACUCAAAGUCCAUUGAAGCUGGUCUGGCCAAGAUCACCCCGGAGAACAUGAGACUCAGUGUAGUUUCGCAAACCUUCCCUGGAAACUGGGAUCAGAGGGAAAAGUGGUACGGUACAGAGUACCGCCACGAGAAGAUCCCCCAAGAGACCAUGGACAGUUUCAGGCAAGCUUUCGACAUGCCCAGGGAACAGCGCAUCCCGGAGCUUCACCUGCCGCACAAGAAUGCCUUUAUCCCCAGUGAACUCGAAGUGGAGAAGAAAGAGGUGACCCAGGCUGCUGUCAGCCCUCGUUUGCUCCGCAACGACUCCAUAGCCCGCACAUGGUGGAAGAAGGACGAUACAUUCUGGGUGCCCAAGGCAAACGUCCUUGUCAGCCUCAAGAGUCCGCUCAUCUAUGCAUCGGCUGAGAACAUUGUCAAGGCGAGGCUAUUUACCGAACUGGUGCGGGAUGCCCUUGAGGAGUACGCAUACGACGCCGAGCUUGCAGGUCUGCAGUACUCAGUCAGCUUGGGAUCCAGGCAUCUUGUGCUGGACAUCUCCGGUUACAAUGACAAGCUCCCCGUGCUGCUGCAGCACGUCACCACAACCAUGCGCGACUUGGAUGUCAAGCAGGAUCGAUUCGAUCUUAUCAAGGAGCGUGUCACUCGCGCAUUCAGCAACUGGCAACUCAACUCGGCCUACCAACAGGUUGGCGACUACUUGAGCAACCUCAGCUCGGAGCGCAACCAUCUGGUGGAGGAACUAGCCGACGAGCUUCCCAACGUCACCUGCGAAGGCGUACGACUCUUCCAGAAGCAAGUCCUCUCACAAAUGUUCAUCGAGACGUACGCACACGGCAACCUGCACAAGGAAGAUGCGCUGAAAAUCACCAAUGUGAUUCAGUCCACCUUCAAGCCCCGACAGCUGCCCAAGUCGCAGCUGCCCAUUGUGAGAUCACUGCUUCUUCCUCGUGGUUCUAAUUUCGUUUUCAACAAGACGCUCAAGGAUCCUGAGAACGUGAAUCACUGUGUGGAGACGUGGCUGUACGUCGGCGACAAAGCAGACCGCACCCUGCGAGCAAAGACGCUCCUGUUCGACCAGAUUGCUUCCGAGCCUGCCUUUGAUCAGCUUAGGACCAAGGAGCAGCUCGGGUACAUUGUGUUCACCAACGCCAGGACCUUUGCCACCACUUGCGGGCUACGCGUCUUGAUUCAGAGCGAGCGUACCCCCGAGUACCUCGACUCUCGAAUCGAAUCAUUCCUUGCCCAGGUGGGUGACAUUUUGGAGAAGAUGAGCGAUGGCGACUUUGAGGGCCACAAGCGCAGCUUGAUUCUCAAGCGACUUGAGAAGCCCAAGAAUCUCGACCAGGAGUCUACGAGGCACUGGACACACAUUUCGGGCGAAUACUACGACUUUGAGCAGGCCCAGUUGGAUGCUGCGUUUGUGAAGCCGAUCAGCAAAGCCGACUUGAUCGAGUUCUACAACACGUACUUCAGCCCCUCUUCACAAACUCGCGCAAGGAUUUCCGUGCACCUCCAUGCCCGCAACACCUCGGCAUUGGACAAGGAGAUUAUCGAACUCCUCCAGAAAGCGAACCUCGAGGAUGUCCCGCCCAAACAGAGGCAGAGCCUUGACUUCCUGGAGAAGUAUCUCAAGGAGACUGUCCAGCUCGAAGACAGCAAGGUCGCAACCAUCAUCGCCAACGCCGAGAAGGCCGGCUUGAAGCCAGUCACGUCAGAAGACGAUGCAAAGGCAGGCGAUAUCGCCAGUGGAUCAGAUGCCGUGAACAAGGCUACCGUCAUCGAAGACAUCCGGGCGUUCAAGUCUGGUCUCAUGGCGAGCGCAGGAGCCCAGCCUGUCAAGGACCUCAGUGAGUUUGAGGACACGGAUGCCAAACUGUAG